AUGCUGUCCAAAAGCACACCCGUCCCGCCGAUCGUCUAUAGGCCUGGCCACUUUGCGGGUGACGGUUGCAUCCAGCGUGCUCACCCUACUAUUUUCCACUACAACGAUCCCGUUCUCGGACACGUUCGCGAGCCCGCCGUAGCCGUCAAUUUUUAUCUCAAGCAUGAUCUGGACUUCCGCGAGAAAUUAUACUCACUCGAGUAUGCUCCCGGGCCUGGCUAUCAGUUUUUCGCCACCCUCUUCAACAAUUGUGUUGAUAACUUCAAAUUUGCGGACUGGGACUACAGUUACAAGAGGAACGAAAAUGACCCUAACGACAAAUCACCCAUCCUCUACCUCGACAAACCUUCGCCUCCACCGGAAUUGUUUGGUGUCGAGUUACAUCAAUGCGUCGAGGGUGAGAUUCUCUUACCUGGCCAUGUUUCGGUCCCUCGCACCGAGUACGAGCAACUCUCUCGUCUCGCUAGCCUGGAUGCCCUUCGUGUCAACAAGUUCAGGAACAGGGCCUUUAGGGAACGUGCCGAAAGGAAGGCUUACAAGCAGGCCACCCAGUUUGGUGUAGGAGGCUUCGGUUAUGUUGACCCUGUUGCUAAGGCCAAGUUGGAGAAAGCUAAGGGCCGCGAAGAGCUUCUCCACGGUGUGGGUCAAUCAUCUUCCUCCGCCAUUUACCGUUGCCGAGCAGGCUCAGGUCACUUUUGCAAAUGCAAAUGCAAAAUGCAAAUGCAUUUGCACCUUUGCAUUUGCACACGCCCAGCUCGCUUCCACCCUUACGCAAAUCUCUAG
Molecule: messenger RNA, 783 nt
Organism: Marasmius oreades (fairy-ring Marasmius)
Lineage: Eukaryota; Fungi; Basidiomycota; Agaricomycetes; Agaricales; Marasmiaceae
Exons: 1
Coding region: 1-783 (260 amino acids)
Source: RefSeq, a predicted model, not a curated record